Molecule: messenger RNA, 1757 nt
Organism: Xyrauchen texanus (razorback sucker)
Lineage: Eukaryota; Metazoa; Chordata; Actinopteri; Cypriniformes; Catostomidae
Gene: lman2lb
Product: lectin, mannose-binding 2-like b
Exons: 8
Coding region: 22-1083 (353 amino acids)
Biological process (GO): endoplasmic reticulum to Golgi vesicle-mediated transport; endoplasmic reticulum organization; Golgi organization
Cellular component (GO): Golgi membrane; endoplasmic reticulum membrane; endoplasmic reticulum-Golgi intermediate compartment
Molecular function (GO): D-mannose binding
Source: RefSeq, a predicted model, not a curated record
UUUUGAAGUGAGCGAGGAAAAAUGGCGACCAUCGCAAUGAAGUUGAACUGGAAUAUUUACAUGACAAUAAUGAAUUUACCGUACAGUCUGGCUAACACAAUUAGAUUAUCUGCUCUUUUAGUUUUAAUACUCACUUUUUCAAUUAGUUAUGGAGAAAACAGCUAUGAAGAUAACGCCUAUGAAUUUCUCAAGCGGGAGUAUUCGCUGAGUAAACCAUACCAAGGACUGGGUUCUGCCAGCUCCUCACACUGGGAGUUGAUGGGAAACACCAUGAUCAUGCCUGAACACAUACGGCUGACACCAGACUCGCAGAGCAGACAAGGAGCUGUGUGGAGUCGUAUUCCCUGUUACAUUAGGGACUGGGAACUGCGAGUGCAAUUUAAGGUCCAUGGUGAGGGUAAGAAGAACCUGAAUGGGGAUGGUCUUGCAAUAUGGCUGACCAAAGAACGAAUGCAAAUUGGUCCAGUGUUUGGAAACAUAAACCUUUUUACUGGUCUGAGUGUUUUUGUAGACACUUAUCCCAAUGAUGACAAGCAUCAUGAGAGAAUCUUUCCUUUCAUCUCUGCCAUGGUGGGGAAUGGUAGUGUUGCAUAUGAUCAUGAACGUGACGGACGGACUACUGAUCUUGGUGGCUGCUCUGCCCACAUUCGCAAUGUAGAACAAGAUACCAUCAUCUUGAUCAGAUACGUGAAAAACAGACUCAUAGUGAUGACAGAUAUAGAGGGGAAGCAAGAGUGGAAGGAUUGUCUGGAUAUCCCUGGGGUGAGAAUCCCACAAGGUUACUAUUUUGGAGUCUCGUCAGCCACUGGAGACUUAUCAGAUAACCAUGACCUGAUCUCCCUCAAGUUGUAUGAGCUAACAGUGGACCACAGUCCUGAAGAGGAAGAGGACCAGCAGGAGAUUACUUUGCCUAGUGUAGACUACAGAGCAGACUUUAAUGUUGUGGUGGAGGAUGAAGGAAAGAGUAUUCUCACCAUCUUCUUUCUCUUCAUUUUCUCCAUCGUUGGGCUGGUCGUUUUGGUUGUGGCUGUUCUAUUUGUAUGUAGUCGCUAUAAAGAAAACCGCCGCAAGCGCUUCUACUAAGCAAACGGAUGAAAGUGUCAAGAAGGAAACGGGAUGAGAGACCCGACAUUAGUGUGACUGGCAUUUUUGCAAACAAUGGAGGGCCGCUUUUGGUCCUCACCCCUGCCACCAACAGAAAGGGUCUGAAAGCCAAAGCUAAACAAAAAUCCAUACCUGACCUCUAAAAGUGUGAACCGACCACCUCAAUUGUGAUUUCACCAUCAUUUCUCAAAAAGUUUUUAGAGUAUUUGAAAGAGUGUAUGUUGUUAGAGAAUGUGUUGUGAAAGACUUUCUUCAUAUUCUUUGUGUGUUCGCUGUAAUUUUGUACCUAACCAGUUACACUGACCUUGGCCUUUGACCCUUACCACUGAAAUGUAUGUGUGAGCAUUUACAGAGGCUGAAUAGUUUAUAACAUUUCUAUAUACUCAGGUUGUCUACUGUAAUACCACUGCGGAAAUACCUAAUAUUGAAUAUUGUUGACCAGUCUAAAAUAAUUAGUUGUUACUGUCAUCUCUUAGCUAUAAGCAUUUAUGCUUUAAUCUUGUGAAUUCGAUUCCCUUUAUUACAUUUUCUUUUCAUCCCUGUAAUGCUGGCCAGCUGUACUGCUCUUAACAGAUAGCAAUAAUCAUCAAUGUGAAAGACAUUUUCCCAAACUAAACUUUUUGUAAUAAAUGUGUACUUUGAUAUGUGUUGUC